AUGGAGCCCACUGCCUGUGACUGCAUGCGAUGCCCUCCAGAUCCCUCCCCGCGCUGGGGCUGCCGAGCGGACGCAGCCCCAGCUGCGGGGCUCAGUGCCCCGGCACCCUGCUCCUUCCGCUCAAAAGCAGACUUUGCUCCGUACUGCGAUUUCGCUGCCUCCUGCCUGGCGGCAGCUCCCCACAGCUGCCCGCGGGAGCAGCAGCACCGCUGCCAGCGGCGCGCCGGCUGGCCCCCGGCCGCCCCCGAGGCCAGGCACUGCCUUGGGCCGGCGCUGCUGGCGGAGCCCCAGGGUGACAGCCGCAACCUGCUGGGUGCCGCCACUGCCGCUCGUGGCGGCUGUGAGCUGCUGGGAAACACUGCAAACAGCACUGAGAAAAAGGCAUCCAGAGGGAAAAAGGAAAACUCAGAAAAUCAGAACUUGAGCAACAAGGCAGAACCAAGCAGCAAAUCACGGAAGGAAAGGACAGCUUUCACCAAGGAGCAGCUACAGGAGCUGGAAGCUGAAUUUGCCCACCAUAAUUACUUGACAAGGCUCAGGAGAUACGAGAUAGCUGUGAACCUGGAUCUCACAGAGAGACAAGUCAAAGUAUGGUUUCAAAACAGAAGAAUGAAGUGGAAGCGGGUUAAAGGCGGGCAGCCAGUGUCCCCCCAGGACCAUGACACAGAAGAUGUGGACUUUGCUGCCUCACCUAGCUCUGAAUAG
Molecule: messenger RNA, 705 nt
Organism: Rhea pennata
Lineage: Eukaryota; Metazoa; Chordata; Aves; Rheiformes; Rheidae
Gene: MEOX1
Product: mesenchyme homeobox 1
Exons: 3
Coding region: 1-705 (234 amino acids)
Biological process (GO): positive regulation of transcription by RNA polymerase II; somite development
Cellular component (GO): nucleus
Molecular function (GO): RNA polymerase II cis-regulatory region sequence-specific DNA binding; DNA-binding transcription factor activity, RNA polymerase II-specific
Source: RefSeq, a predicted model, not a curated record